AUUAAUCAGGAAGUGAAGUGCCGUUGACUACAGAUUUCUGACACAUUGCGUUUCACAGGAGUAACUAAUCUCAUCAUGAGUAGAGUCUACUACAUCCUCAGUGCUGCUCUUUUUGUGUUAGAAAUCCCAGAGACCAAGGCGCUGCUAGAAAACUCCAAUGACUGUUGUAAAAGAAUAAAGAGAAUGAAUGAAACCUGUGUGAAUAUUACACUCUGUGAUCCUGGACUCCUUCAAGUUCAGGAGAACAGUACAACUUUUUGUGUUUCCUGCAAUUCAACAGAGCAGGGGAAUUCAUCUUUACUGAACAAUACAAGGACUAGUCAUAUUCUAGUACCUUUAUUCUCAGUGAUUGGUGGUCCAGGUGUAGCAGCUUCUGUCCUUCUAGGAACUCUUCUGAUCAGCCUGUGUCUCAUCCUCUCGGUUGCAUCUUUCUUUUACCUGAAGCGUUCCAACCGCCUCCCUGGUGUCUUCUACAGCCGCAACAAGGAUUUUAUAUUCCAACCAAGUGAGAGGGCUGUCAUGAUUCCAGAAACUACAUCUUCAGUCCGCAAGCCAAGAUAUGUUAGGAGGGAGAGGCCAUCAUCAGCAUCCAGCAGUGCUACUGUGGCGACGGGAGCAGUAACCAAGGUAUACAAUGUGUGACCAGCCUUCAUGGGCCAGCUAUGAGGAACCUUUUAAAACAUGGGUCUGUCCCAAAGCACUAUUUUCUUAUAGGAUCGCCUUUUUUGUGAAACUUUUUCUUUGUUGGCUACAUGAAGAAGUGACAUGUCUUGAUGUAGGAUUUAUCUUUCUUAAUUUCUUUUCUUUUCACUGAAGCAAAUUAUUUAUUUAUAUUUAUAUAUUUUUCACACAAUGCAUUGUUCCCCUUUUUUUUUUUUUUUUAAGAGACCAGGUGUUGCACUACUAGAGUAUUUUUGAUUGUUGAGCUGUAAUUAAGUCUAGUAAGUUGUUCUUGAAAGAAUUUUGUAAUAUUUAUAUUUGUUAGCAGUAUUUUUGUGUGAUAUUGUACUUUUGAAUCUUGUGACAUUGUAACUAGGAUCCAAAACAGGACUUCCGGAGUUAGUCAUGUUUGCACACUACCAGCUCCUCCCACUUCAAGUAAAAAAAAGAAGACAUUCGCAUAUUUACUAUUCAGUUGAAAUCUUUGUUUUUUACCUGUAUACACAAAUAUAUUUUCUAUGAAUCCUGUACCAUCUCCACAAAUUUCAUUAGCACAUAUUAAUGCCGUAUAAAAUACCCUAGUAUUGAAAGAACUCCCACCCUAAGUUCUUAUUUAUAAAAUGACAUAGAAUUAACAGAAAACAGCAUACCUCCAGUUGGGGCAUUUUAGAACAUAAACAUAAAGGUCUUCAGAUCCAUAUUGACUCCAUUUAACCCACAGGAGUAACUAAUCUCAUCAUGAGUAGAGUCUACUACAUCCUCAGUGCUGCUCUUUUUGUGUUAGAAAUCCCAGAGACCAAGGUAUCUCUUGUCUUUUCUCUUCAGGAAUCUUUGGAAUAAUUUCACAUAUGUGAGAGCCAUAACUAUUGUGAAUACAUUGGUUGCUGUAAAUCCAUGCUCUAAAACUCCAUUUAAGAUAAAUAAUGAUAAAUAAAAAUUUGCUAGGCCUUAAAGUUGUGAACUUGCUAUAAAUACACUAUAUACAAGCAAGGAAUUGUUGCAAAACACAGAACUAUUUAUCCCAUCUUUCCAUUGUACAAGACAAAGUGCCAUUAAGUGACCUACAAGACCUACAGUCAACAUUUUUGAUUUUGGAAAUUUUACACAAAAUUAGAAUGUCAAAUUCUGAAAGAACUCAAUUAAGUUUAUCUUGUUUCUUGGUUGGACAAAGCAAAAUGCUUGAUAUCACUGUAGUGUUAUAAAAGGAGUAAUACACUGGUAUUUCUAUAUAAGGAGACCGGAGAAGUCCGUUACCUUUGUUUUACUUUAUUUUGUAGAUGUUUUUGCAAAUAGCGGCCUUUAAAAUGCCAUAUCAUCCCCCAUGCCUAUAUAUAUUUUGAUGAUUUUCAGUGUAGUUUUUAGGUUUUCUCAUUUGUAAUAAUGGUUCUGUUUAUUUAAAGUAUUAUUAUGGUUUUUCUACACCUUUUCUAUUUCAUUUUGGGAAGAGUAUUUAUUUGAACAUUUUUAUUGUAAAGUUUAAAAUCUUUAGUAUGCUGGAUUAACCGAAAGCAAGGAUUGUUUACUUUAGGUGGAGGUAAAUGAUGUGGUUUCACGGGGAUACAUCUGUGAUACUGGUUUAAAUUCAACUUCUUUCUCAUGUCAUUUUAUUGGCUGUUGUGCAGCAACUGGAAAGCAUGUCAAUAGAUUUUGUAUAUGAAUUACAUUUCGAUGGGUGUUGAUUAUGAACUCUUUUUUUUUGUAUGUUGAUGUCCUGACAGAGUAUUAAUCACAUAUUGAAUUAUAUUUGAUGAAGAUUUCAGUGUUUACAGAAAUAAAAAAUAUUUUGAUUUAUGAGA
Messenger RNA from Carassius auratus (goldfish), 2456 nucleotides. RefSeq lists its product as uncharacterized. NCBI's taxonomy places the organism in Eukaryota, Metazoa, Chordata, Actinopteri, Cypriniformes, Cyprinidae. The record is from RefSeq and is a predicted model, not a curated record. Bases 76 to 642 code for a protein of 188 amino acids. The transcript is spliced from 9 exons.